Molecule: messenger RNA, 862 nt
Organism: Vitis vinifera (wine grape)
Lineage: Eukaryota; Viridiplantae; Streptophyta; Magnoliopsida; Vitales; Vitaceae
Product: indole-3-acetic acid-induced protein 16
Biological process (GO): regulation of DNA-templated transcription
Cellular component (GO): nucleus
Molecular function (GO): protein binding
Source: RefSeq, marked provisional
AAUGGCUAGCAUUGUGUGUGCUGAGCGCGAUAAAUUUAACCUCAAUUAUGAAGAGACUGAGCUGCGUUUAGGCUUAGGCUUGCCUGGCGGAGGUGGAAACGAUGGCGAUGUCUCCAAGACUAGCGGGAAGAGAGGGUUCUCAGAAACUGUUGAUUUGAAGCUUAAUCUUUUGUCUAAAGAUUCUGUGGCAGAUCAAGCCGAGAAGAUGAAGGAGAAGAGUGCUCUUCCUCCAUCCAACGACCCGGCAAAACCACCAGCCAAGGCACAAGUGGUGGGUUGGCCUCCGGUGAGAUCGUUCCGAAAGAACAUCUUGACAGUGCAAAAGAACAGCAGUGAGGAGGAGAAGGCUAGCAGCAGUGCAGCAUUUGUGAAGGUUAGCAUGGAUGGUGCACCAUACCUACGUAAGGUGGACUUAAAGAUGUACAAGAGCUAUCAAGAACUCUCUGAUGCCCUAGGCAAAAUGUUCAGCUCCUUUACUAUUGGCAACUGUGGAUCACAAGGAAUGAAGGAUUUCAUGAAUGAGAGCAAAUUGAUCGAUCUUUUGAACGGUUCCGAUUACGUGCCUACUUAUGAAGACAAAGAUGGAGACUGGAUGCUUGUUGGAGACGUGCCAUGGGAGAUGUUCGUCGAAUCUUGCAAGCGCUUGCGCAUAAUGAAAGGAUCCGAGGCCAUCGGACUUGCCCCAAGAGCAGUGGAGAAGUGCAAGAACAGAAGCUAGAGGCACCCAUCCACAGUCUGCCCAUCAAAGGAAAGCCAGAAGCAGCUGAGGAUCAUGGAUGGAUGUGCUUGUAUGGUGGUAUGAUAUAUAAAUAUGAGAGAGAAAAGAAGCUGGGAAAUUGUAUUAGGAGCAAGAAACAAUAAC